Messenger RNA from Erpetoichthys calabaricus (reedfish), 2732 nucleotides. RefSeq names its product E3 ubiquitin-protein ligase SH3RF3-like. Gene Ontology annotation, molecular function: ubiquitin protein ligase activity; protein binding. Lineage: Eukaryota; Metazoa; Chordata; Cladistia; Polypteriformes; Polypteridae. The transcript has 8 exons. Gene Ontology annotation, biological process: positive regulation of JNK cascade; protein ubiquitination; positive regulation of proteasomal ubiquitin-dependent protein catabolic process. The coding region runs from base 1 to 1539 and encodes 512 amino acids. The record is from RefSeq and is a predicted model, not a curated record.
AUGCUGUAUGAGCAAUACAGAGCAACACCACUUGGCAGACUGCCACAGGAUACUCUGCAUAAUGCAUGUAAUCUGUCGCACACCUGUCAAAUUAAAUUCUAUGUGUACUUCUUGUUCACAUCACUGCCAAGGACUCCCCCCCCCUCAUUAGUAGGCACUUCGGCUGUCACAGCAGCCCCUCCAAGAAUUACUUCGACAGCAACUGAUCAAGCCGGAGCAACUCUGACCAAGGUCCAGCUCCCCCUUAACAUAUACCUGGCCCUGUACGCUUACAAGCCCCAAAAGACAGAUGAGCUGGAGCUCAGAAAGGGAGAGAUGUAUCGUGUGACAGAAAAGUGCCAAGACGGAUGGUUCAAAGGGACGUCAUUGAGGAGCGGCUCGUCUGGAGUUUUUCCCGGCAAUUAUGUGACUCCUGUGUCCAGGGCACCAUUUGCAAUGGGAUCAAGUCGCUCUACCCUGCCUGGAUCUGCACAGACAAUGAAGGGGGUUACCAACUCCCCCCAGCCCACAGGCUCCUCCAGUCCCAUUCUCAUGAAUGCGGUGACACGUCCAGUGGGUCCCAUGGCUGCUCCACCUACUUCCCCACAGAUGCAACAAGCUUCUGCUCAACCCAAGACCUGCCCACGGAUGUCUGGGCAGCAGACUGUAAACCAGGCCCGCAUGGUCACACAGACAGUUUCAGUGCACCCUCAAGCCCAGACACCGGAGCGGCCCACGGCGACCGUCCCACCACUGCGAACGCAGAGCUCACCAUCUCGCUCCCCAGUGACUGUGGUUCGACCACACACAAUGCUAUCUCCUCAGCAUGUGCACCAGCCGCCAACCCCUAGUACGUCAGGGACCCUUUGUGCCCGACCCAUUAUUCCACUGACCUCGGCCGCUGCUGCUAUCACCCCACCCAAUGUGAGUGCAGCAAACUUGAAUGGAGAGACCAUCAAUGGACCGCUGCACCAAUGCUUACCUUCUCUCGCUCCAGCCAACAAUUCUCCCACCUUGCCAAAAGGAGAAGAGAAGAAAACUGAAAAGAAAGAAAAGAAAGGGGUUCUUCUGAAGCUGUUAUCAGGAGCAUCUGCUAAAAAGAAGUCUCGUUCUCCACCAUCAGUCUCUCCAACACAUGAACCCUCACCUCAGUCAUCCUCAGAGUCCACUAUUCAGGGGGCAAUGGCACCCGAACUGCCGUCGGUCUCCAAUCAUGGACGAGCAGGUUCCUGUCCUAUCGAAAGUGAAAUGCAAGGAGCCAUGGGAAUGGAACCCCUGCACAGAAAGUCAGGAUCCUUGGAUUUAAAUUUUUCGGUUUCUCCACCUGCAAGACAGCCUUGCUCUUCUCUGAUUGCCAUACGUCCAGAGCCGAAACCUCUUUCUCGGGAAAGGUACCGAGUGGUGGUCCCAUACCCGCCCCAGAGCGAGGCAGAGAUCGAACUCAAGGAAGGAGACAUUGUGUUCGUCCAUAAGAAGCGAGAGGACGGCUGGUUCAAGGGAACGUUACAGCGUACCGGGAGGACUGGCCUCUUCCCAGGCAGCUUCGUGGAGAGCUUCUGAGAAGCACAGUUACACCAUAGCACAUAUUUUCAAAAAAGAAAAAAAAAAUUUAUUUGCAUCUUUGCAGUUUUGGAAAAAAAAAGAGAAAAUUCUCUUGAAUGAAAAUUCCAGCCGAGUCUUUUCUGACAUUGAUUCUUCUCUUGAGCACAACAAGACAUUUGCAAUGGAAAGAGAAUUCACCUUCACUGCCAUCUUUACUUCCAAAGAAAGAAAUGGACAGUUUUUUUUUUUCUUUUUUCUUUUUCAUUCAUUACAUACAAGCACAGAGAGAAAGUCCGGAGUGACCAUGCUGCUCACUUCUGGGGUGUUGCAGCCGUGCCUUCCAGCCGCAUGGUCACAGACUGACUGCCCACCCGAGGAGCGCCUUGCAGCACUGGGGUUCAUUUCUAUACAAAAGAAUAUUUAUGAAGUCUGUAUAUUAUUACACUUUAUAUUGCCACAAAAAGUAUUUAUAUACUGUAUAGAAAGAGAGAUGGAGAGGCCCCUUUGGAUUAUAUAAAUAGCGCCUUUAAUCAUGGGCAAUGCCCUAAUAAGCUUAGUGAAACAGCCAAGAAAUAAAACCAAGCAUCGUUCACAAAUGACUGCAGUGGAGCACAUAUGAAUUUUGAUGAAACAAAAGAGCAGCAAAACAACAACAACCAAUCAAAGAUCCAACAAAUACAAGAGGAGUGUAGUGAAGCACAUAGGAAGCAAAAGCACCGAAAUGAUCUCUUCAACAGCCAGUGACUAUAAUAAAGCACAUAGGAUUUUUUUUUAUUAAACAAAAUUAACAUAGUGACCCUGACCCCUUAAACAGCCAAUAAAUAUAGCGCCUUUUACAAUGAGUGUACUGAAGUACUUAUAGACGAAAACAGCAAAACAGUCCUUCAAACAGCAUUUCAUGAUGGGCACAGUAAAGCACAAAGCAACUAUUAGAAGCACCUUUCACGAUAAUCGUAGUAAAGCACAUGUGCAGUUUUACAACAGCCAAUAAACACAGCACCUUUGACAAUGGCCAUGGUAAAGCACGUUAAAAAAGAAAACAAGCAAAGCAACAACCAGUGAAAGAGCCAACACAUAUGGCGCCUUUCACAGUAAUCUUAGUGAAGCACAUGCGGUGUUAGCUUUAACAAAACGAAUGGACUGAACCAAACACUCAGACAUCCAAUAGAUAUAGCGCCUUUAGAGAAGCACAUGAGAGUUUUUCUAUUAAA